This is a messenger RNA of Danaus plexippus (monarch butterfly), 5169 nucleotides long. It is a transcript of the gene CoRest, whose product is annotated as REST corepressor 1. Gene Ontology annotation, cellular component: transcription regulator complex; histone deacetylase complex. Gene Ontology annotation, biological process: negative regulation of DNA-templated transcription; regulation of transcription by RNA polymerase II. Gene Ontology annotation, molecular function: transcription corepressor activity. Lineage: Eukaryota; Metazoa; Arthropoda; Insecta; Lepidoptera; Nymphalidae. Bases 204 to 1766 code for a protein of 520 amino acids. The transcript has 11 exons. The record is from RefSeq and is a predicted model, not a curated record.
GCCAUGAAAUGAACUAUUAAACCCAUAGGUAGGUUUGUCAAUUAUUGAUGCGGUGGUUUGAAUCACGUUUGAAUUGAAGUGCGAAGCUUCGUAUAUAGUUUAAGUAAUCAUUUAUUGACGGUGUUAAAUAUAAUUCAUCAAUGAACUAGUUAUUUGUGUAAAAUUGAGUGAAACAAGUGUGAUUAAGUGCAAAACGUAUAAUCAUGGUCUUGGCUGAAAGAAAUAAUGAUGUUCGAAACGGCAAGCGUUCGAGAGGACCAAGCCCGAAUGGCCAUGGUAGCCCUGAUUCUAGCUCCGAGGAUGAGAAUGUAGUGCCAUUUGCAGCUGAAAAAAUAAGGGUUGGUCGAGAUUAUCAGGCUGUGUGUCCAGAGUUGGAACCUCUGGAGCAAAGAAGACCUGAUCAGAUUUCGGAUAGAGCUCUUUUAGUUUGGUCACCUACAUGUGACAUAUCUGAUACCAAAUUGGAUGAGUACAUAACAACAGCUAAGGAAAAAUAUGGAUACAAUGGUGAACAAGCUCUUGGAAUGUUGUUCUGGCACAAACAUGAUCUCAAUAGGGCUUCAAUGGACCUUGCAAACUUUACACCUUUUCCAGAUGAAUGGACAGUGGAAGACAAGGUGUUAUUUGAGCAGGCUUUCCAGUUUCAUGGCAAGAGCUUUCAUAGAAUAAGGCAAAUGUUGCCAGAUAAAUCAAUUGCAUCAUUAGUGAAGUAUUACUACUCAUGGAAAAAGACAAGAGCUCGUACAUCGUUGAUGGAUGUUGUGAGUGAGGGCCGUAAUGCUGCAGGAUCAGGAAGUGGCAAAAGGGAUUCCGGUGCUGGUUCUGAACCUGGUGGUUCAGAUAAAGAUUCUGACAAUGAUGAAAAGAAGUGGACGUUACACCGUGGUGUAGUACGUGGUGGGAACUGUGGGAUCUCGCGCGCCGGUUUAGAGGGUGACGGAGGCGAUGGGGGCAAGUGGUGCACCGUGUGCGGCAUUCUGUGCUCCCAGACCACGCCGCACAACUCGCACAAGUUGUGUCAGGCAUGCCUCGUGCACGCCAGACGGACGGGCAGUAUGCGACCUCUGUGCGGGCCUUCUGGGAGACGAGGUGCGGGCAAACAGCAGCGUUACAAGCAUCGCCUGCCUCGUGGCAUUUACAUCAACCACGACGAUCUGGUUGCCAUGGCGACGGGGCCGCAACCCGGCGACCGCAACCACAACCAGAACCAGAACCAGGGCGAGGCUGUGCUCAGAGCAAUGGACAGAGAGAUUAUAUCGCUGAAGAGACAAGUUCAACAAAACAAGCAGCAAUUAAGUGCAUUGAAGCGUAAAGUUGGUGAUACCGGAGUAGAGGAGCUUAGACCUGGCGAACCACCCGCCAAGAUUAACUCCAGGUGGACCAACGACGAACUACUAAUGGCAGUGACGGCUGUUAGGAAGUAUGGCAAGGAUUUCCAAGCGAUUGCAGAAACACUCGGAACAAAGACGGAAUCCCACAUUCGUACAUUUUUCAUUUCUUACCGCCGUCGAUACAACUUGGAUGCCGUGCUCAGAGAGCAUGAGGCAGACAGACAAAAUGAAAAUCAUAUACAACCAGGCACAACAAGCACAGAGUCGAAUGAAAAUGAUGUUGACAAUAGUAAUGCCAACAAUGGAACCGGAUCACCACAGACUAACGCUAAGGAUGAAAAGACAGAGGUAGAUAGUGAGGGAGUAGCAAUCGGAGCGUCAGCUGAACAAGGCGGGCCGCCCACCACGCCGCCAAAACACAAGCAUGCUAAGUGAUUAUCGCCCACCACGCCGCCUAAAUACGGGCACGGAAAAUGAUUUGUCCAUAUGUAUAUAAGCACAUUAUAUUCUAUGAAGGAAUAUGGUUAAUGUUUAAAAUACAUGAUACUUGUAUAUAUGAGAAAUGCAUUAUAACUUCAAUCUCAUUGCUCUAUGUUCACAGAUCACACAAAUAAAUCUAGUAAAUAUCAUUUAUGUACAAGCUAGGCAGGCUGCCAUGACAUUAAAUUUUAAAGCAUAUUUUUAAUUUAAAUUUAGUGUCAAUAAUGUAUAAGUUAUAAAGUUAUGAAAUUAUUGAAAUUAUAAGAAAAAACCUUUGGUAUUAUUUUAAUUAAUGUUUUUAGUAUAACAUCUAUUCGUCAUUACGAUUUAAAUAAUCUUAGUAUGUACAUAAAUCGGAAUAUUGUGUAAGAAAAAAAUAUAAUUAUACUUUAUCUUAUUUAUAUAAACAUCACAGUUCUGCUUCUUGUUUCAUUUUCAAUUAUUUGUCAUAACUUGUUACACUCGGAAAAUAGAGAAUUUUUUUUCAUAUUUUUUUUAAAUCACAAAAAAAAAUUCCAUGUUUUUUUUUCUUUUACUAAAAAUAUAAUAGAUGAAGUAUAAUUAUAAAUAUACAAUAACAGUUGAAAUGACAACAAUAUAUAAGUUGACUGAGUAUUUUGGGUGUAAUUGAUUUCUCUAGUUACGUUUCGUUAGCCCUGUAAGUAUUAAUGUUUUGAUGUAUCUGACAUACAUUCUAAGAACAUGUAUAGUAUAUUAAAAUUUUGAUCAUUAAAGAAAUUUUAACUUGGAGUCCUCGAACUCGCUGUAUAAAUGAUUAAAUUCAAAUUCAUAUGAUCGGAAUAAAAGUCCGCCAGCGCGCCCCCGCAGAGACGGUGUUUACACUGUACGGGGAAACAUGCCAUUUGUAUGAGAUUUUCGGUUUUCAAUUGGAUUUAUUUACAUGUUUAUAUGCUUGUAAAUUGCGUAGGUUUUAUCGAUGUAGAUUUAAAUUUAUAAAUAAAAUAUAAUUAUCCAUAAAUAAUAUUGAUUGAUGGUUAGAUGACACAUGUUAAGAGAGCUGGUGCGUAAGCAAACAUGGUAUACGCUUUAGGAGUGAAAGAUACAUAUGAGUGUAAAUAAAGUAACAUUAUUAUUAAGGCUUCUAUAUGAUAGAUGUUUGAAAUUAUAUAAGGUUGGUUGAAUUAUGCAAUAUUUUCCUAUACUUAGAUAGAUAUCAACAGUACGUCGAGAUAAAUUGUGCCUGAUUCAAUAAAAAGCAAUACGCCUAAAUAACCAUUUGUAAUGUCCUUUGCGAUGUAAAUAUUUGAAUAGGAUUUAUAGUUUGUGAUAAAUAUAUUAUGUGAUUACCAUACUGAAUAGAUUUAGUGUGUAAUUUUUUUUUUUAUUGACUGAUAUUUUUGUUAUGGCGGGAAUUAUGCGCUGUUCUGUGGCAUAUUCAAAUAAACAGAAUCGGAAUAUGCUGAGUGUGCUUAAAAUUCAGUAUCCAAAGCACUAUUAAUUUAUUUGAAAAAUUAAAUAAAAAUUUACUCCGAUAUCAUUUAUAUAACUCGACUGGUUUACAAAUCGGAUUUGAAAUUUUAAUUGUAUAUAUUGUGUAAGCUUCUUUAAAAAGAUAUGUAUAUAAUUAUGAUGUACGAUUUGUACUUGGUAAUAUAUUUUGCUGUUUGUAAAUCCAGUGUUUUUAAUAAUAUCAAUACGGAUUUGUUUCUGGUGUGGGCUUAAUUUAAGGUCUACUUUAUUUACGAUAUGAAUAAUUGAUAAUUUCUAAUUCGCCUUACACAUACGUCACAUAUACUCGCAUGCUAUUAUAUAUAACUAAAUGAUUUUAUAAAACUUUUGACAUACGACGUUAUUUCUAAGGUAGAAAUUGUAAUGAUAAUGUCCAGUUGCUUUUAGCGAGACUAGCAAAUAAGGGUUACAGAGCGACCGACUCGGAAUUAACUUUACAAGACUCGUUUAAGACGAAGAAAAAAAAAUGCAAAAAUUAAAACCUAUCAAGAUGCAAUGAAAUAAAUAAAUACCUGACAUAAAUAAUAUAUUUCAUAUAAAUCAAGUUUAAAACACUUUCCAUUACUUGGAAAUCUUUUAUGUGUUAUGAACUUAAUUUCUUUGACAACCAAAUGAUCAUUAAAUACAUCUUAUGGGUUUUGAAUUUUGCAAUUCUAUUUGAAAUAAACAUGUUAGAAUAUGUCACAAUAAUUUCAAUCAAUUCGAACGUGCACGUUUAGGGGGAGUGUAUUAUGUGUACUUUAGUGUACUAUAAUUUAUGAUAUAUUUUUUUUAUCAACACAAAUUAUAGAUUAGAUUGAUUAUAUAGACGACAUAUAUUGACGGUAUUUUUCUACACUUAAAAGACAUCUCGAUGAAUAAAGAACUUCAAUCACUAGCAUAGAAAGUUAUUGUUAGAAUUAAAAUAUAUAUAUAGGUCUUAAGUUCCUUAUUCACUUGUAAUGGAUCCUAAUAUAAUUAUUGCUAGUUUUAAUAUGUACAUCACUGAUAAGAUGAUCAUGGUUAUACAAAGAUGUGGUUACCGAUAUUAUAAUCGUUUAGGAACUACUGUAGAAUCAAUCAUGGUAUCACUAUUAAAUUCUAAAAUGGCAACAUUGAUUUCUAUAUUAAAAAAAAAAAAACAAUCCGCCUAAAUUUGCGUUAGCAAUCUUUUAAAAAUUAUAUGUAUAUUUGUAAGUUUUAAUCUGUACUGUAGCAGUGACUACACUGUCCUUACAUCUAUUCUAUAUUUUUUAACUACCUAUUUAGUUUAUUAUUAUAUUUUAUUAAGAUUGAUAUUAAUCGUAAAAUUCAUGCUUCUGAUUACAAUUACUUAAUAUUAUAGAAGCGUGCUAUCAAUGGCGACAAUCGUAUUAUGGGAUUUUAAUUAUAGAUAAUUUGGUGUUUCUCUUAAAAGUUAAAUAUGUUAAUGAAGUAUAAAAUUACACAAAAAAAAUAAAUAUAAUAAUAAUAUUAUUAUUUUAAGUAUCGGUUGAUGGGUUUUAUUUAAUUUAGUGUUUUUGUAAAUAUUGAAUAUUAAUUCGCACGUCCAAGGCUAGACGACCGGCUCUAACGGACAACGGCUAGUUUAAAUUAGUUUAUUUGAUGUGGCACACUUAAACCUAAAUGCUCCAAAGAAAUCCACACAAUGAAGUCAUCUUAUUUAUUGAUGCUAAUUAGAGCUAGUAGAAAAAUUUGUUACAGAAUUAAAUUAUUUUUAUUAGUGUAUUGUGUUCUGUAUAUUAAGCGUAUUGAUAAUUUUAGUUAAUGAAGUGUUCGUUUAUCAAUAAGUUAAGCUCAACCUGCUGCUUGGACAUCUGGCAGUGCUUUUAUAAAUUUAUUGUUCUCUGUAUUUCCAACAUUCGUAAUGUUUGAAUUAAGGAUAUUCAAUAAACAUAAGUAUAUAUUA